AUGAAUAAUAAGAGGAUUAAAAAGUAGAAAGGCAGCAGAAUUCAAUAGGAAAAUCAGCAUUUAAACACAUCUGUGCCUGAAUGUAAGUUCAUUAACCAGAGCUUUGAUCACUCCAAAAAUCGAAACAAGGAAGUUGAGCAGAGCAAGAAGGGUCAUCAUAGAAGAGUGAGAACUCAUACUAACGAUGACUUCAAUGUGCUUCUAGGCUUGAAUAGAAUUUCUGAAAAUAUGGCCACUCUUCAAAAUGAAGAUAAUCAGUCACAAUAAUAGAGUUUCUUAAAAAAUCAAAAGUUAAGAUAAUCUUAGCCAAGAAUUUACUCUCACGGUGACUAGAUUUAGGCUCUAUAAGAUCCCUAGAUAAUUACAAAUAAAGAUGAUUCGAUGUAUAAAUCAGAGGUUUUCUCCAGAUAACACCUCAAUAACAUUAGAAGUAUUGCAUCAACUGCAGCUUCUUCUUAAAUAUGCUAAUUAAUUGGCAACGAUGAAAAUAAAAAUAUAAUUACUUAAGAAAACUAAAUAGCCAUUGGACAAAAUACACUCUUUACAGCAAAGCACUCAAGAGAAAAUUCGGAUUCUCAAAUUCAUCCAAACCCAAACUUAAGUUAUCAGUUUGCUUUAAUGUCAGCAAAGGAGCACAAACGAGAAUUCUAAGCUUAGUCUGAGUAUGAAGAUUCUCAAUAAAGCGAAAAGUAGAUAAUUUCUACCAUAUAUCAGCUACUUGAAGAGGCUAAGAUCCGAUAAUAAUAGACUUAAGAUGAUUGCUUUGUAAAGCCUUUCAGCACUUUCAAAAACAGCUCUGAGGCAGCAUAUCAGUCUCAUAAAUCAUUUUCAAAACAAAGAGAUAUGAGCAUUAAUUUAAAUCACAACGGUGAAAGUUGUGGAAUUAAUAAUAACAAUUAAAGUAUGAAUUAAUUAAAUAAUGAUCAGAAAUCAUAAGAAAGUACAAUAACGACAGUGAAAAUCAGAAACAGAAUAAAAGCGAAAUUAAGAAUUCUAGGUUGGCCAAUCUCUACAUGCGGAACGCUAAACUAAUUCAGAAUGACUCAUUAAAAUGAAAUUCAAAUCAGGCAGAGCAGGAAUCAUGACACUGGAGCCCCAAUCUUAUAUUCAAAAUCACAUCAAAUCGGUAUAAUCAUUAAUAGACCUGAAAAUUAAAUAGCUCAAUAGCAAAAUGAAUUGGCUCAGGAUAAAACUAUCUCACGUUAAACUAUUGUAGCUAAAUACAAAGGUAAAAAUCAACAAUUUAGAGACAAAUUACGGAGACAACCAGCUAAUCAAGAAAUGGCCAUUCAAUUCGUUAGAACUCAACCAAUUCAAGCAGAAGAUCUAAGAACUUAAAAAAUUAUUUAAAUUUCCACAAGGAUCCUAUAAAAAUAAUGCUUGAGAAACAUAAGAUUUGUAAACGAAGCUUUACUUAAGAAUUUACAAACAAAAUAACGAUUAACAAAUAGAAGAUUGCUAAAAUACUAAUGCUUCUGA
Molecule: messenger RNA, 1479 nt
Organism: Stylonychia lemnae
Lineage: Eukaryota; Ciliophora; Spirotrichea; Sporadotrichida; Oxytrichidae
Source: the annotation of a GenBank genome assembly